UCUACCUAGACAACACCUCACCUCCCACCAUGAGCCUCAACAUCCAGUGUGAGCAGCUGAGUGAUGCCAGGUGGACAGAGCUCCUGCCCCUGAUCCAGCAGUACCAAGUGGUCAGGCUGGACGACUGUGGCCUCACGGAGGUGCGCUGCAAGGAUAUCAGCUCCGCGAUCCGGGCCAACCCCACCCUCACUGAGCUCAGCCUGCGCACCAAUGAGCUGGGCGACGCAGGCGUGCACCUGGUGCUGCAGGGCCUGCAGAGCCCCACCUGCAAGAUCCAGAAGCUGAGCCUCCAGAACUGCUGCCUGACGGAGGCUGGCUGUGGGGUCCUGCCUGGUGUGUUGCGCUCUGUGCCCACCCUGCGUGAGCUGCACCUCAACGACAACCCCUUGGGGGAUGCGGGCCUGCGGCUCCUCUGCGAGGGACUUCUAGACCCCCAGUGCCACCUGGAGAAGCUGCAGUUGGAGUACUGCAACCUCACGGCUGCCAGCUGCGAGCCCCUGGCCGCGGUGCUUAGGGCCAAACCAGACUUCAAGGAGCUGGUGGUGAGCAACAACCCCUUGGGUGAGGCCGGCGUGCGCGUGCUGUGCCAGGGCCUCGCGGACUCUGCCUGCCUGCUGGAGACGCUCAGGCUGGAGAGCUGUGGUGUCACCGCGGCCAACUGCAGGGACCUGUGCGGUGUCGUGGCCUCCAAGGCCUCGCUGAGGCAGCUGGAGCUGGGCGACAACAAGCUGGGUGACGCGGGCGUGGCAGAGCUGUGCCCGGCGCUGCUGCACCCCAGCUGCAGACUCAGGACCCUAUGGCUCUGGGAGUGCGACGUCACCGUCAAGGGCUGCAGGGACCUGUGCCGGGUGCUGAGCACCAAGGAGAGCCUGAAGGAGCUCAGCCUGGCGGGCAACGAGCUGGGCGACGAGGGCGCCCGGCUGCUGUGCGAGAGGCUGGGCAGUGGAGCCGGGGAUUGGGUGAAGACCUGCAGCCUGACGGCCGCCUGCUGUCCCCACUUCAGCGCGGUGCUGGCGCAGAGCAGGUGUCUGCUGGAGCUGCAGCUGAGCAGCAACAAGCUGGGCGAUGCGGGCGUGCGCGAGCUCUGCCAGGGCCUGGGCCAGCCCGGCUGCGUGCUGCGCGUUCUCUGGCUGGGGGACUGUGAUGUGACCGAUGGAGGCUGCAGCAGUCUUGCCUCAGUCCUGCUGGCCAGCCGUAGCCUGCGCGAGCUGGACCUCAGCAACAACUGCAUGGGGGACCCAGGCGUCCUGCGGCUGGUGGAGAGUGUCAGGCAACCCACCUGUGUCCUGGAACAGCUGGUCCUGUACGACAUUUACUGGACUGAGGAGAUGGAGGACCGACUGCGGGCCCUGGAGAAGGACAAGCCAUCCCUGAGGGUCAUCUCCUGAGGCACCUCCCUGCCCACCAGCCUCCGGACACCUGCUCUCCCUGGACAGCUCCAACCUUAAUCCACCCCCAUAGGGGCUGGCCAGCUCCCUGGGGUCUCUUUCGGUGUCCUAGCUUUGACUGAAGAGAAAUGCUGAGAUCGACUUAUUUCUGUGAGAAAAUUUUAGACACUUUAUAAUCAUUAAAGCACUUUUUUGGCAG
Messenger RNA from Galeopterus variegatus (Sunda flying lemur), 1587 nucleotides. It is a transcript of the gene RNH1, whose product is annotated as ribonuclease/angiogenin inhibitor 1. The coding region runs from base 30 to 1388 and encodes 452 amino acids. Lineage: Eukaryota; Metazoa; Chordata; Mammalia; Dermoptera; Cynocephalidae. Gene Ontology annotation, molecular function: protein binding. The record is from RefSeq and is a predicted model, not a curated record. The transcript has 9 exons. Gene Ontology annotation, cellular component: cytoplasm.